UCCAUGUCAUUCAAUACACUUCAAAUUGUCCAGCUGUAGAGAUCCCUCCGUCUGCGCUCAAAGCUCGCAUAUACUGUAUUCUCACACUUCACUCUGUCCUCGAACCCAUCCAUCCAUCGAGGCAGCCACCAAGUCACCCACCCGUUAGUGCUUAGGUUGCUCGUCGGGAUAAUACUCCAAAUGUUUCUUGAUCGUAGGACGUUGAAGACAGUUCUUGUUUGUAGAUUCUUCUCUCGAUCGAAGUAGGCAGUUUACUUUCAGACGACAUAUCGUGGUUAUCAUCUGCUAGGUAAAACUGCCGUGGAGGGCUCUUCCUCUGUUCUGCAUGGUCUCCCACAGUAUUGAGCAAAUCUAGGUGUAGGAUAUGGCAACCCCUACUUGGCAAACAAGGCCAGUGCCCCCUCCAGCUGGGUCACAACAAACUGCAGUUCCUGUGCCACAGAGCUAUUGGGGUGCUCCAGGUACGAGCAACAAUCAGGUUCAACUACCCAGGCCUCCAUAUGGACCACCUUCUGGACCGCCGUCAGGGUCUCAGCAAACUAAUUAUGCGCAGCCGUCUCCCUCUCAGCCCUACAGGAGCCCUAAUCAGAUGAGCGGAUCUGGAACUCCAAAUCAACCCCCUCCACCAUUACCGCCUGGCUCUUCUCCUGCGAUAUUGCAGUCAGGUCCUUAUGCCCCACUUCCUAUGCAACCUAUGCCUGCUUAUGGUCCUCCGAUGGGUACAUUUCAAGGAAAUAGAUGGCAGCCUCCUGUUCCUGGCUCUACGCCAACGCCUCCAUCUGCACCGGGGGUUGUUCGGUCUUCAACAGAAAAUCCACUCGUGAAUCGGACUUCAAUGCCUUCAUCUGCACCAACUCCUGUGGUCAAUCAACCUGGACCACCUGCAUCUGCACCCUUGACACAACCACCUCAUUAUCAAACUUAUCCUGGAGGUCCUGUUCCACCUUCUAUGGGACCCUGGAUGUCUGCACCACAACAAACAGUUCAAAUGCAGCAACGUCCAGCCUAUGGAGGCUUUCAGUCCAAUUACCCUAUGCCUUACGCUAGUCACCAUCCGAUUGGACUUUCUCAAGACAUGUCAGGUGGGAAAGUAGCACCUCAUAUUGGUGUACAGUAUAGCUCUGGAGGUGAUCCAUCUCUUGCACCAGGCCUGGGCAAUCAGGCUGCAAAAAUGUGGGGACAUCCUGCUCCCUACAAUGGGUCUUUGGUUUUGCCCUUUCCUGGUAAAGAUGCCUCUGUUGGUCCACUUGGAAGACCUCCAGGGUUGGAAUCAAAUAAUAUGGUCAACUUAGUGCCAGUAUCCGAUCCAGGAUCACUUGACUCAUCGGACAAGAGAACGCAAAGUGAAACCGCUGCUGCACCCGAUGCAUGGACAGCCCAUAAAACGGCAGAUGGUGCGGUUUAUUACUACAAUUCAGUUACAGGCAGAUCAACCUAUGACAAACCGGCAAGCUUCAUAGGCGAGGCAGAAAAAGUUACUGCCCAGCCAACUCCCGUUUCUUGGGAAAGGUUGAACGGAACCGAUUGGGCGUUGGUGACGACCAACGAUGGCAAGAAGUAUUAUUACAACACCAAAACUCAGGCCACAAGCUGGCAAGUUCCGAGUGAAGUCGCAGAAUUUCGUAAGAAGCAAGCCGAAGAAGUAGCUUUAAAGUCCAGCACAGAGGUUGUUGCAGCUCCUGGCACUACAGCCGAGAAGAGCAUUGUUUCUUUUAGUCUCAAUAUUCCUGCGGCAGCAACAGGUGGACGAGAAGCUAUUGGACACAAGGGAGUAGUGGGAAACUCUGCUCUAGAUCUCAUAAAAAAAAAGCUGCAGGAUCCCGGGGCUCCAGUUGUAUCAUCUCCCGUUCCUCCUGGCAGUGGUUCCACAUCAGUUAUCACUACUUCAAACUUGGAUUCUCUUAAUGGCAAAGCUGAGAGUACCAAGGACAAACCGAAGGGAAACAAUGUCGAGUCGGUUUCUUCUGACUCCUCGUCAGACAGUGAUGAGGAAGACCCAGGGCCAACGAAAGAAGAGCGUGUUGUACAAUUCAAGGAAAUGUUGAAGGAGAAGGGUAUUGCUCCUUUCUCUAAGUGGGAGAAAGAGCUACCGAAGAUCAUUUUUGAUGUUCGGUUCAAGGCUAUACCAAGCCACACUGAGCGUCGCUCAAUGUUUGAGCAUUACGUGCGUACUCGAGCAGACGAAGAACGGAAGGAGAAGCGAGCUGCUCAAAAAGCUGCAGUUGAGGGCUUCAAGCAGUUACUCGAGGAGGCAGCAAAGGAAUUGAGCUACCAUACAACUUAUGAGAACUUUGCUAGAACCUGGGGUGAAGAUCCUCGUUUUGAGGCUUUGGAGCGGAAAGAUCGUGAGACUUUCUUGAAUGAAAGAGUGCUGCCGCUUAGAAGAGCCGAGGACGAAAGGGUCAAAGCUGAGCAUGCUGCUGCGGUUGGAGCUUUUAAAGCAAUGCUCCUGGAGAGGGCCGAUAUAAAUACAAGCAGCCGCUGGUCUAAAAUUCGGGAGAUUGUACGUAAUGAUCCAAGAUAUAUUGCUGUAAAGCGAGAAGAGAGGGAGGGUUUAUUCCUUGCCUACAUAUCUGAAUUGCAUUCUGCGGAACAGGAAGCCGAGCGGGCAGCCAAGGCUAAGAGAGAGGAGGAGGAAAAACUGAAGGAGAGGGAAAGAGAACUGCGGAAACGUAAAGAAAGAGAAGAACAGGAGAUGGACAGAGUUCGAGCCAAAGCGAGGCGCAAAGACGCCGUUACGUCCUACCAGGCUCUUCUAACCGAGAAGAUAAAAGAUCCGGAGGCUUCCUGGACCGAAGCAAGACCAAAAUUGGAAAAGGAUCCUCUUGGGCGGGCAACGAACUCUGAACUAGAUCUCUCUGAUCGCGAGAGACUUUUCCGGGAACAUGUGAACGAGAUUUUUGAUCGCCUUGUACGAGAAUACAGAUUACUGCUUGCGGAUGUAAUAACUAUUGAUGCAGCUCAAAAACUUGCUGAAGAGGAUAAGCAUAUCCUAACAUCGUGGUCCGAUGCGAAGAAGCUUCUUAAGCCUGAUCCCCGUUAUGGGAAGAUGCCACGAAGAGAUCGUGAAUCAUGGUGGCGCAGAUAUGCAGAGGACGUACAGCGGAGAAUCAAAGCAGCGGCGUCUGUGGCCACAAAGGACGAAAAGGCGGUGCCAGCGAAUGGAGCAAAAUCUGGGAUGGCUUCGGAAACUAGUGUCCGUUCUCCUGGAUUGAGGCGAAACACAAGUCGUAGAUGAUUAAUAACCGUCUUGUGAAUCUGUUCAAUAUGUAAAAUAAAAAGGUAAGAUAGGUCUAGGCAGGAAAUCCAGGUCUUUGUUAAAUUCAGGUGAGCCUCAUCUCAACAAGCUUCAACUAGCGGGGUCAACUAACAAGCCGUAGCUUUCAUUUAUUCCGCAUUUUGUUGUCUAUAGUUCAUCACAUUGGGGCUGAGCAUUCUUCAGAUUCGUGCAACCAUUAGACGUGCAAAUACUGUGGGUGUAGCUUUAGAUAGUGUCAGCAUAUUUGCUCAGUGCCCCGUAUACCGACAUCAGAUGGAAGACUAGCUUUGAUGUGUUCGAUGGACAGAUGUUCCACUUUAGCCGGGCUUACAAGCAGGAAAAAACUCAUUUUUUUUCUUGCAAUUUGGAUGAGCACAAGGUUUUAAAAUCUUCAAUAUGUAUUGCUUUUGGUAUUCUUGGCUGCCAGAGCUGACGAAGCUCCAAUUUUUUUGACA
Marchantia polymorpha subsp. ruderalis is the source of this 3714-nucleotide messenger RNA. The record is from the annotation of a GenBank genome assembly. Lineage: Eukaryota; Viridiplantae; Streptophyta; Marchantiopsida; Marchantiales; Marchantiaceae.